AUGGACUUCCUUCCAGAAAACGUCCAAACCCUUCUCCAACACCCAUCAGUCACCUACAUCGCAACCUCCACACAACAGCACCUAACAACACACCUCUCGCACAUCCGCACCGCCUACGUACAACCAUACCUCAUCCAACCACUCUCCUCCCUACUCGCCUCCACCGCGUCUUCCUCAUCCGCCAUGCCCGAUCUCCUCUCCAUCCUCCUCCUCGCCAUCAUCCUCGUCAUCUCCCUCAAGGUCCUCGACUAUGCGCGUCGCGUGAUCAUGUUCUGGGUCUCGCUAGCUUUCCGACUGGUGUUCUGGGGCUCCAUCCUAGGCAUCGCGUGGUAUGUGUAUCGCGUUGGGGUGGAAGAUGCGGGACGCAAUCUGGGCUGGUUUUGGGGGGUUGUUGAGGGAUUCGUGGAGGAUUUCCAGGCUAGGAGCAGUGCUGCUACAAGUGGCGGUGGUGGGAGUGCUGGGGUUGGAUCCGGAUGGGGCGCUGCGAAGAAGGGGAAGAGCGGCGGGUAUACUCGGCCAUGGUGA
Penicillium lagena is the source of this 525-nucleotide messenger RNA. Its product is annotated as Apq12 family protein. Lineage: Eukaryota; Fungi; Ascomycota; Eurotiomycetes; Eurotiales; Aspergillaceae. The record is from RefSeq and is a predicted model, not a curated record. Bases 1 to 525 code for a protein of 174 amino acids. The transcript has 2 exons.